Molecule: messenger RNA, 2952 nt
Organism: Paramormyrops kingsleyae
Lineage: Eukaryota; Metazoa; Chordata; Actinopteri; Osteoglossiformes; Mormyridae
Source: RefSeq, a predicted model, not a curated record
UAUGGUCUGCAUCCAUCUCACUGCAAAGGCAUUCAGGCAGCAUUGUGUUUCUGGACAAAGUUUUACAGAUCGCAGUGAUGCCAGUCAGCUCUGGGACUUUAAAUGUUGCAGACUUGCCCCGGGAGGAAAUUCCAGCCGGCAGAUUAGAGCAUCGGCAGCCUGCGCAGCUACCUGGCCGCAGUCCCUUUCCUGGUUAAGGCGGCUCGACGGUGCGGUGAUGUAAUCUCUCCCUUUCUAAUACCAAAUAAAGUAUUUCUACUGUCGGCCGCGGUUCGGGAAAGGGCUAAGGAAGAAGCGGAUCGAUAGAGAUGAACACCAGUUAGCCAGCUAAAGGAAUUCGCCGGAGCCCGGCUUUACGCCCUCGUCCUGCCUAUGGGGACACCGGAGAGUCGGCAUUGCAGGCUGCUAGCCGGGCAUUUAGCCGGCACUUAGCCUGACAGCUAGCGGGCAGCUAGCCCACAGUACCCGCAGUGACGUACUGGCUCUUUCCUUUCAGGUGGCUUGUCUGGCAUGUUUCUAGCUAGUUGAAUUUUUCAUCAUUUUGAAGUGCCAUGGCUGGGUUCAGGCAAGAAGAUGUGGAGCUGCACUAUGAAAUGGGUGAAGAGUUGGGGAGUGGACAGUUCGCUAUUGUGCGCAAGUGCCGGGAGAAGAGCACUGGCCGUGAUUAUGCGGCAAAGUUCAUCAAGAAGCGGAGGUUGUCCUCCAGCCGGCGUGGCGUCAGCUGUGAAGAGAUUGAACGCGAGGUCAACAUAUUGCGCGAGAUCCAGCAUGCCAACAUCAUCACUUUGCACGACAUAUUUGAGAACAAGACGGAUGUUAUCCUCAUCUUAGAGCUUGUUUCUGGUGGGGAGCUCUUUGACUUCCUGGCUGAGAAAGAGUCCCUAACGGAGGAGGAGGCCACCCAGUUUCUUAAGCAGAUCCUGGACGGUGUCCACUACCUUCACUCAAAAAAUAUUGCCCAUUUUGACCUAAAGCCUGAAAACAUUAUGCUACUAGAUAAGAAUGUGGCCAAUCCCAGGAUCAAACUCAUAGACUUUGGAAUAGCACAUAAAAUCAAAGAAGGCAAUGAGUUCAAGAACAUCUUUGGGACUCCUGAGUUUGUGGCACCUGAAAUUGUGAACUAUGAGCCACUUGGCCUGGAAGCAGACAUGUGGAGCAUCGGGGUCAUCACAUACAUCCUGCUGAGUGGAGCUUCUCCGUUUCUGGGAGAGACCAAGCAGGAAACCCUCACCAACAUCUCGGCUGUUGACUAUGACUUUGAUGAAGAGUACUUUGCCAACACCAGCGAACUGGCCAAAGACUUCAUACGAAGGCUGCUGGUCAGAGAUCCCAAGAAAAGGAUGACGAUCGAAGAUAGUCUGGAGCAUCCAUGGAUCAAGGUAAUCAAGCGCAGGAACGUCCGGCAGGAAGAGAGCGAGCGCCGGCCAGAGCGUCGCCGGCUGAAGACCACACGCCUGAAGGAGUACACCAUCAAGUCCCAUUCCAGCAUGCCGCCCAACAACACCUACGUCAACUUCGAGCGCUUCUCCCAGGUUAUGGAGGGCAUCACGGCUGCAGAGGAGGGCUUGCAGCAGCUGGAGCGCAACCAGAGGUCCUGUCAGGAGGAUGUGGCCGCUUUGCUGUCCAUCUACGAGGAGAAGGAGAGCUGGUACAAGGAGGAGAAGGAAAGUGUGGAGGAGGAGCUGGUGCGCAUUCAGCAGGAGCUGCAGCGUGCACAGGCGCGACGCCGGCAGAACCAGGAGGAGGUGCGGGUGGCCACGCUGUCCGCCAACGCCCUCAGGCGCAAGUUCGGCCGGCUAGAGAAGCGCUACGAGGUGCUGGCGGAGAGCGUGCACGCGGAGGUGCGCUGGGUGGAGGAGCUUGUCCAGUCGCUGGCAUCGGAAGGCUGCUCUGUCACCAGCAUGCGCUGACUUGGUUCCCCCAGACCUUCUCUCUACACUCCUGCUCAUCUCGUCACAUUUCAGAGCCAUAUCCCAUAUCUGACAGAAAUGAACUCUGGAGCAGCUCACACUAAAUGUACUUUAAUCAUUUCAGCAUGCAGUGCCUUCCCCUCGUCCCUCAGGCUGGCAUCUCCGCCCAAAUCGCCUGUACACUUGCUUACAUAUUUCUUGUGAUGUCAUGUCUUGCCCUGGCUGUCCCUGGGAAUGGUAGAUGAGUUACUGUUGGUCAGUUGUAUUUCUGCACUAAAAGUGCAAUAUUACUCAGUCACUUCCUCAGGUGGUGCUGUUAAAUACAAAUUUUGUUGCAGAAUAAUAUUAUCGUUAUUCAAAAUUAGCUGUUGGUAGCAAAAUGGACAUGGUAUUUUUAUAACUCUACCAUGUUAUUUAUACAUCAAUCCGUGUUUUAUUUUUGUGUGGUUUGUUUAGUGUCGAAUACAUAAGCGAACCAAAGUUUGAUCUCAACUUUUAGCACGACUCUGGUAUGGUUGCUGAAUAUCAUUAGUGCAGAUGCAUGUCAUCCACGUACUGUACUGUCAGACAGCUUUCCAAAGCUGCGUUCUGAUUCUCUUUGGGGGGGUGGGGGCUGGUCGCUGUCCUCAAGCAUAACGAAGGCAAACUGCGCAAGGCAACACUUUGAUCUGGAAAUGAAUGCUUGCCUGUGCGUUAUAUAUCCCCCCCCCUCCAGAUAUAUAUUAUAUAUUUAUAAAUUCAACGAAUAAAAGGACUUAUUUACAAGUUACAGGCAAAUUAUAUGUACUUACACGUAAAAAGCCAUGUUAUUCAUGUAUUUUUUCUUAAAUACUCAAAGCAUUCCAUCAGACAUAUACUCACUUUCCAGUGUUUUUUUUUUUUACUAUGUGAUCCAACCCCCUCCACCCCACACACACGUAAUUCUCUGUAUGUCGCUUGUGGGGAUUACGUAACUGUAUUCAAUCCCGUUUCCUUCUAUGGUACUCCGCUUAGUGACGUUUAUUCUUCAUGAAAUAAACACGAGACUGAAGUUGGCUCCUUA